Messenger RNA from Eubalaena glacialis (North Atlantic right whale), 1820 nucleotides. RefSeq names its product divergent protein kinase domain 1C (gene DIPK1C). Lineage: Eukaryota; Metazoa; Chordata; Mammalia; Artiodactyla; Balaenidae. The transcript has 7 exons. Bases 1 to 1653 code for a protein of 550 amino acids. The record is from RefSeq and is a predicted model, not a curated record.
AUGGCCCUCUGGCCCCUGAACCCUCAGAGUCCGGCAUUGGCAUCCUCAGGGGGAAGAAGCCUCCUCUUUCCCAAUGGUUCCAACAAAGCUGAGAACUCUUGGAACCCAGGCUUCCGGUUACAAAAGGCUCCCAGUGAGACCUACAUCCAGAUCUCCCAUCCCACCCCGAGGCUGGUCCCAGACAACGAAGCUCCCUGCCAGGCCCCGCCAAGGCUGCCAGUCACCGGGAAUUACGCGCUGGUGCUACCAGCACACGGGGCUCCUGGGAGGACGGGCCGGGCGUCCGCGCUGCCUCUCCCCCGCGCCGCCUCCCCUCCGCCCCCUCCCCUCCGCCCCCUCCCCUCCGCCCGCGCUACCUCUCCCCCGCGCCCCUCCCCCGCCGGGCCGCCGAGCCCAGACGCGAGCGCCGGGCGCUGGGCGCCGGGCGGGCGGGCCAUGGCGCGGGCGCGGGCGGCGGGCUCGCGGGGCCGGCCCGGGCGGUGCGCGCUGCUGGUCUGCGUCGCGUGGACCGCGGGUUGGGUGCUGGCGGCCGCGCUGCUGCUCCGCGCGCACCCGGGCGUCCUCUCCGAGCGCUGCACCGACGAGAAGAGCCGGCGCAUCCUGACCGCGCUGUGCCAGGACUACCGGGGCGGCGCACUCGGGGGAGACCUGUGCGAGGACCUGUGCGUGGCGGGGCAGCUACGGUACCGGCGCUGCCUGUACUACGAGCGGGGCAAGAAGGUGCUGCAGGCUGACUGGCGCGGCCGGCCCGUGGUCCUCAAGUCCAAGGAGGAAGCCUUCGCCAGCUUCCCGCCGCUCGGCCUCCUGGACGGCCAGCCCGAGGCCGGCGGCCCUGGCUUCCCGGAGGCAGAGCUCCUCCUGCUGGCGGCCGGGGAGGUCAAAAGCGCGCUGGGCCUGGAGCUGGCCGAAGGCGGCCUGGGGCGGCUGGGCCUGGGGCGGCGGGGGCCCCGGCUGCGGGGUCAGCUGGCCAGCCUGUGGGCGCUGCUGCAGCAGGAGGAGUUCGUCCUGCUCAGCCUGCUGCGGGGCCGCAGCCCGCACGCGCCGCCCGUGCUGGGCUCCUGCGGCCACUUCUACGCCGUGGAGCACCUGGCCGCGGGCAGCCCCCGCCUCCGGGCCCUCUUCCCCCUGGACGGCGCGGCCCGCGGAGGCCGGGCCCAGGCGCGCGCGCUCAGCGGCGUGGCGCUCAGCUUCCUGGACAUGGUCCGCCACUUCGAGCACGACUUCUCGCACCGCCUGCACCUCUGCGAUGUCAAGCCCGAGAACUUUGCCAUCAGAAGCGACUUCACGGUGGUGGCUAUUGACGUGGACAUGGCCUUUUUUGAACCUAAAAUGAGGGAAAUUCUUGAGCAGAACUGCACGGGAGAUGAAGAUUGCAAUUUCUUUGACUGUUUUUCAAAGUGUGAUUUGCGAGUGCACAGGUGUGGAGCCCAGAGAACCAACAGCAACCUGCAGGUCGUCUGCGACAAGAUCCUCCGCCACUGGUUCUCCUCGCCCCGCGGCAGCCCCGCCGUGUCGGCCCCGCUGCGGCGGCAGCUGCGGGCGGCGGUGCUCGAGUGCGCGGCCCCGGGGGCCCAGGGCGCGGCGCCCCGCGUGCUCGCGAAGCUGCGGCGCCUCCUCCAGGCCGCGCUGCGGGAGCUGCAGGAGGAUGAGUAGCCGCGGCCCCCGCGCGGUGAAGGGAGCGCGUCCGCAGCGCGGACAAAGGCCUCGGGGACACUUACUGUGUGCGGAGCGGGCCGCCCGGCGCUGUUCGUCCCUCAGCCGCCUCCUCCCUCUGCUCUGCUUUGAGGACCCCCUCCGGGCCUCGCCCGUCACCCCUUCGA